AUGACCCUCAAUUCCAAUUCAAGGGACAAGCCUUACUUCUUUCUACCCCGCUCGAGCUUUUCAUCGCCUCCUGCCGAGUGCGUUAAGAAUCUCACGAAAUGCUUGGGUGAUGAGGACACUGCUCUCAAGCGGCCUGUAGAUCGUGCAUACCAGGUUCAAGGCAACUGGUCAAGCUAUUGCAGAAGCCAUAACUUUAGACUGGAGGGCUGGCCAUGGUGGUCGGGAGAUCCUGACGAUCACAGGACUUACAAGCACGUGUACCAAUACGACCAACCCGAGUUUGGUGCUUUCAAUCUAAUGGACAUCCGCGGAUCGAACUUCCCACACAGCAAAGCGGCGAUCUAUAACAACAUGGAGGGGGGCCAUCACAGAUUGCUUCGUGGAGAGCUUCUGAUCCUUUUUCGGGUCUUCAUGGUGUCCUUCAUGGGCAAACGUGCUCGUGCCAUUGAAGCUUACUACGAUGGGCAGCUCCUGAUCCUGAGGCGCACAGCCUUUUACAAUUUUCCGGCACAAAUCUCUCCUGCUUUCAAGGAGCUGGGAGAGUGGUACUACGGCAAUCCAACGGGGAAUACCCUCUAG
Messenger RNA from Aspergillus aculeatus ATCC 16872, 579 nucleotides. RefSeq lists its product as uncharacterized. NCBI's taxonomy places the organism in Eukaryota, Fungi, Ascomycota, Eurotiomycetes, Eurotiales, Aspergillaceae. The transcript has 3 exons. The coding region runs from base 1 to 579 and encodes 192 amino acids. The record is from RefSeq and is a predicted model, not a curated record.